AUGAAAAGAUUCAUAUCUAUCUAUCUAUCUAUCUAUCUAUCUAUCUAUCUAUCUAUCUAUCUAUCUAUCCACCAGAGUGGGUGUAUGAACAUUGAAAGGAAAAACUGGAAAUCGGAUAAUAUUGCAGCUCGAUAUCAUUUUCACUCUUUUUCUUAUUUUUCUUCUCUCUCUCUAUCUCUCACCCCUCCCUCCCCCCUCUCCCCCUCUCUCUCGCAAUGCACUCGACUACCUGAAUUAAUUCGGUCCAUCGCUUCAUUCUUCUUCCUAAAUAUUUUUCAUUCUUACAAUACGUACGAUCCUUUUCAAUUAAUCUCUGUUUCUCUCUCCCCUCUUCUUUAUCGCUCUCCUUUCUCCUUUCUUCUUUCUUUCUUUCUUUUCUUUCUUUCUUUCUUUCUUUCUUUCUUUCUUUCUUUCUUUCUUUUUCUUUAUUUUUCUCUCCCUCUCUCGAACAUCAACAUUUUUCCAUCAUAUGUACCGUAG
Molecule: messenger RNA, 480 nt
Organism: Acanthosepion pharaonis
Lineage: Eukaryota; Metazoa; Mollusca; Cephalopoda; Sepiida; Sepiidae
Source: the annotation of a GenBank genome assembly